Molecule: messenger RNA, 3041 nt
Organism: Daktulosphaira vitifoliae (grape phylloxera)
Lineage: Eukaryota; Metazoa; Arthropoda; Insecta; Hemiptera; Phylloxeridae
Product: protein SERAC1
Exons: 14
Coding region: 344-2488 (714 amino acids)
Source: RefSeq, a predicted model, not a curated record
AUACGUCAUAGUGUAAUUAAAGUGCAGAAAUGAAAUUUGUUAAUGAACUUUAACUUAAGACAUUAUGUCAUUAUAUGAAAAACUAGUAUCUAUUAAUAAUAUUCAAUACGUUGGAUAUUUUGCAAGCUAUCUAACAAUAGGUUAUAACCAUAUAAAAAACGUCGCUUAGAUCGUAUGAACACAUACUACAAAUCAAAAGUUGUUUUUAUGAUGUUUAAAAUUAAUGUGUUGAUUUAUCUUUUCUAUCAACAACUAGUAUUUGCAUUAAAGUUUUUUGUAGUAAUAAAUCAAUCAGUAAUUCAGUAUACUUUUUAAAUUGAGAGUUUCAAGAAAGGAUUAAACAAUGUAUAGAUUAAAGCUUGUUGACAAAUUUUAUAGUGCUUUAAUUACUUUUAAAAUACAUGUACAUAAAAAUCAAAGUCGAUUAAAACUAUUAACUGAAUGCAUUUCAUUAUGUGUUGUUACUGGGAGUUUUGGGUGGUUUAUUUAUGAAAUUCAACAGACUUAUAAUGUGAUUAAAAAUAUUGUCCAGAAAGAUCCUCUUUUGCUGAAUAAUAAUAGAAGACCUCAAUAUAUUUUUUUAAAUAAAGCGACAUUUACUGAGUUUGAUGAAUACCAGAUUAUUGAUAGUAAUAGUAUAUUAAAACCAACAAAUCCAUUAGUGUAUAUUCUCCAGUUAUGGAAUGAUAUAAAGUACAAAAAAGCAGUUAAACUUCUGGAGUUAUCCAAUAAUAGUACUAAUAAAAAAAUUUCUAUUGUAGCAAAUCAUCAUUUAGCUACAAUGGCUCAUCUUAAAAGAUCUGAUUGUUAUCAAAUAGCUCAAAUGAGUAAUGCUCAUACGAUGGUUGGAUUUGCUAGAACAUCCAAUGUGAAUCCUAAUUUUUUCUUACCUCCAAAAAAAUCUAAAUGGUCUAGAGAUGAAACAUUAAAUGAAAUUCGAAAUUUAUUGAUUAAAUUAAACGGAUUAAGUGAGCACAAAUGUUUAUCUUAUUUUGUUGCUUUUGCAUUUAAGGAUCAUACACAUGAAUAUUUUCAUCCAGAAGAUGUAACUCCUGAUUUUAGAAGUAUGCAUGUUAACAAAGAUAAUAUAUUUCAAUUAAGUGUUAGUGCUCUUCGUCAUCAUUGUAGUAACGAAACAAAUAUAAAUGAUAUGAUAAAACAAGGAGGUCUACAUAUUCUAAUGGCAGUAUAUCAGGAAUUCAAAAAUGAUCAAAAAAUAGCUGAACAAAUCAGUCAAUUACUGUCAACAGUAUCAUUAUAUCAAAGUCAUCUUCAAGAUAUUUUUUUGACUGGAUGGAUCAGUGUGCUUUACGAAUGGAAAAAUCAUAGUAAUUUUAGAAUUCAAUCAUGGGCUAAUAGAACAUUAUUAAAUUUAGAUAAGAGAGAUUAUGUAAAUGGAAAUAAUGUUUAUGGUAAACAAACAGUGUUGUUACAUCCUAAAAAUCGCUGUCAGCAAGAUGCAAAAAUAGAUGUAAUUCUUGUACAUGGUCUUCUGGGUGGUGUUAGUUUCUCAUGGCGUGCAAGAGAUAUAAACAUUAAUCAACCAAUUGGUAUUUUUGAUAUUAAUAAAACUUCAAAUGAUCUCUCUUUUUUUAAAAAACCUGUUGGAGAGGCAAUGCAAGAUUACUUAGAAAACUAUUCUGAAGUCAAAGAUCAAGAAUGGGAUGAAAUUGGUAACAAUUUUGAAUUUAUAUUAAAAGAUUUGCCAAUUUCUGAUAAUAUAAAAGGAAAUGAGCUCUAUACUUUAGAUGGGCAAAUUACUAGUGUUAGAAAAAAUGCAUUGAAUGAUAAUUUAAGCCAAUGUUGGCCAUCUGAUUGGCUACCUACUGAUGUUGAUGGACUACGCGUAAUUGGUGUUGAUUAUAGUUCAACUUUAUCUGAAUGGCUACCUUCAUGUCCUUUAAAAUCUAAAAAUCAACGAACACUUGAGGGGCGAACAGAAAAGUUAAUGGAACAACUUUUGGCUAUUGGUGUUGGAGAUAGGCCUGUUAUUUUUCUAGCACAUUCAAUGGGGGGACUUUUAGUGAAAAAAAUGUUGGUUACAGCAAGGAAUAGCACAAAUCCUGAUGUAAGGAAAAUUUUUGAAAAAACACGUUCAGUAUUUUUUUUUAGCACACCACAUCAUGGUUCACCUUUAGCAACUCUUAAUAGUGCCUAUAGGUUCUUUUUGUGGCCAUCAGUUGAAGUUGAUGAAUUAAGAACAGAUUCUCCAAAGCUACUCUCGCUUCAUAAUGAGUUCCUUGAUUGCUUACGAGAAAAUCCAAUGAAAAUUGUAACUUUUGCUGAAAGCCUUCCAACUGAGUUUACUGCUUUAAAAGUACCUAUAUUGUGUGUUCCUAUAAAAGCAGCUGAUCCAUCAGUUGGUGAGCUUUAUGAAUUGCCAUUAAACCAUAUGUCUAUUUGCAAAGCCGAAUCUAAAUUAUCUUUUGUGUAUCAAAAAACGCUAUCUGUGAUAAAAACAAUUGCUACUUACAGUAGUGUAGAAUAGAUCUACUAUUUUUGAAUGUAUGUAAUGCAAAAUGUAAUAUAUUUUCAAUAUAGACAUAAAAAACGACCAAAUAAUAUUAAUUUAAUCUUAAUUAAGUUAGUGAUACUUUUUAAAAUAGUUACUUUUAUUUUAAUAACAAACAGUAUUGAUGUAUAAUUGUAUUAUAGAGUUUAUAUUUUGUUAAUAUUUAUUAUUUUUCUUUACAUAAUACAUUCUUAUAAUGAUUACAUUUUUCUCUUUAUUAUUUUUAAUGUUUAAACAAUUAAUUAAUAAAGAGCUGCAGAAAAAAUUGUUAUAUCAAAAUUAUUGUUAUUAUUAGUAAGUCAACCCUUAACAUAAUUUCUGCAAAGAAAUUAUGUUAUAGAACUGAUUAAUAAAGUGGAAAUAUCCCGUAAAAUUACAUGGAUUAUUGCUAAAAAUUUUUGAUAUUAAUUUAUACUCUUAUUUUAACACAAUGGGUUUUGCAUAAUUUUUUAUCGUAUUUUUUAAAUAUACAUCAUUGACAGAUAUUAAUGGGGUUAUAAAAAUUAGAGAAAAUUCAUAGGUCUACUAG